AUGGAGUCAGUGAAGACGAGAGCCGCGGCGGGGGUGAAGGAAUUUGCGGGGAAGACCCUGGGUCAUAUGUACAGGGUGGUAGAGAGGAAACAGAAAACCGGGGAGGUGAUCGAGCUGACGGAGGAUGGGCGUCCCCGGGAGGCCGCGGAGAAGAAACCCCCGCUGUGCGACUGCAACUGCUUCGGUCUGCCGCGCCGCUACAUCAUCGCCAUCAUGAGCGGCCUGGGCUUCUGCAUCUCCUUCGGUAUCCGGUGUAACCUGGGCGUGGCCAUAGUGGGCAUGGUCAAUAACAGCACCAUCCACCAGAACGGGAAGAUCAUCAUCAAAGAGAAAGCCAAGUUCAACUGGGAUCCAGAGACGGUGGGAAUGAUUCACGGAUCUUUUUUCUGGGGCUACAUUGUGACGCAAAUCCCGGGAGGAUACAUAUCCUCCAGACUGGCAGCAAACAGGGUGUUUGGUGCAGCCAUUGUCCUAACAUCGACUCUCAACAUGUUCAUUCCUUCGGCUGCCCGAGUCCAUUAUGGGUGUGUCAUUUUUGUCAGGAUAUUACAAGGACUGGUGGAGGGAGUCACCUACCCAGCUUGUCAUGGCAUCUGGAGUAAGUGGGCUCCUCCGCUGGAAAGGAGUCGUCUGGCCACCAUCUCUUUCUGUGGCUCUUAUGCUGGUGCUGUGAUUGCGAUGCCUCUGGCUGGGAUCCUGGUUCAGUAUUCAGGCUGGUCCUCAGUCUUCUACGUCUACGGGUGCUUCGGCAUAUUAUGGUACAUGUUCUGGAUCUUAGUGUCUUACGAGAGCCCUGCUGAACAUCCGACCAUCACUGAUGAGGAGCGCUGCUACAUUGAGGAGAGUAUUGGAGAGAGUGCCAUGCUAAUGGGUCCUACUGAGAAAUUCAAGACCCCCUGGAGGAAAUUCUUCACCUCAAUGCCUGUCUAUGCAAUCAUCGUGGCCAACUUCUGCAGGAGCUGGACGUUUUACCUGCUGCUCAUCAGCCAGCCUGCAUACUUUGAGGAAGUGUUUGGCUUUGAGAUAAGUAAGGUCGGCAUAGUGUCUGCCCUGCCCCAUUUGGUGAUGACCAUUAUUGUGCCCAUCGGCGGCCAACUGGCCGACUACCUGCGCAGCAAGAACAUCCUGUCAACUACCAAUGUCAGGAAAAUCAUGAACUGUGGAGGAUUUGGCAUGGAGGCCACAUUGCUGCUGGUGGUAGGAUAUUCCCACAGCAAAGGGGUGGCAAUAUCCUUCCUGGUGCUGGCAGUGGGCUUCAGUGGAUUUGCUAUAUCAGGCUUCAAUGUCAAUCACUUGGAUAUUGCUCCUCGCUAUGCCAGCAUCCUCAUGGGCAUCUCCAACGGUGUGGGUACCCUGUCUGGGAUGGUGUGUCCACUGAUUGUUGGUGCUAUGACAAAAAACAAGACUCGAGAGGAGUGGCAGUAUGUGUUCCUAAUUGCCUCCAUGGUGCAUUAUGGGGGUGUGGUGUUCUACGGCCUCUUUGCAUCAGGAGAAAAACAGCCGUGGGCCGACCCCGAACUGACCAGCGAGGAGAAGUGCGGCUUCAUUGACGAGGACGAGCUAGCAGAAGAGACAGGCGACAUCACUCAAAAUUAUGGCAAGUCGUACGGCGCCACCACGCAGGUGAAUGGCGGCUGGGCUGCCGGCUGGGAGAAGACGGAGGAGUAUGUCCAGGAAGAAGCACAGGGAGGAGGCUAUGGAUACAGGCAGGAUGAGGGAUACUCUUAGACCAAACAUUUCUUGAGUAUGCAUCAGUUUAGUCAUAAAAAAUAUCAACAAAUGAGAAACAAGAAAAAGAGCUACAAUCCAUCGUUGUAUUGUUUGCACAAAUUCUAAAAAAUCUAAAAAAGUAUCAACUUAAUGUAAAAAUUACUAAAAUAUAUAAAAAUCACUAAAAGAUAUUUGAUUAAUAGAGGUGUAACACAUAUCAAAUUGGCAGUCUGUAAAUGUAUUAUUAUGCAUAUUGAUGAUAGAUAUAUUUAUUUGGAGUGCAAUCGUGUGUAAACGUAAACAUUUUCAUCCCAUCAGCCGAGGCUUCCUGACUACACUGAAGCCUUGAUGGUUACAGAGAAGCAGCCCAUCAGAACCAACCCCUUAUUUAUCAAAUUAACUGGUUCUUGUUACAGUACAACGUCCGACAAGCCAGCCAUUACAGUGUAUAAACAUGUCACUGCACAGCAUUGUGAACAGAAACUAGACACUCUGUUGAUAUAGAUUGUACUGUAUCUCUCCUGAAUGCACUCAGAGUAGUGUGUCCUUUAAAUGCACAAUAUGAUUGUUUUUUUUUUCUUAUCACUGGCUUCUGUGUGUGUAAAUCUAAGUCCUUAACAUGUAGGUGACUUGGUGUAGAGAUUUGACGAGUGGCAUAGUGAUGACUGUAUAAAAGGUUAAAAAAAAAUGUCUUAAAAAUGUUUGCUACAUGUCAUUUUGUAACACGGUACCUCUGCAGCUGAGAGUAUGAUUUUAGCAUUUGUAGCCCAACACAUCUCAGCAGUGUAGUGCAGGAGUAAAGCCAUUUUCAUGAUUACUGUCAAGCCACUAAAAGCAUUUGUUGAAAGAUUUGUCUCAGAUAAAACAUAUAUGACAGAGAUAACUACAGGUGCACAAAGUAAAGAUCUAUAAGAGUUUACAGAUUAAAUGUUGUUAGACCAAGAGAGUAUCAGAGUCUUAAUAUAUUAGAGCAGCACACCUAAUGAUGUUUUAUGAGAGAAAAACAUACAGAAUAUAUAAAAUAGUGGUAUAUAAAAAUAUGGGCAAAGGUAUAAGGGAGUAAUUUCUAGUUCACAUGUUCAAACUAUAUGAAGAUGAAUUUAAAAUGUCACAUGACAUGGUAGAAGAGAAGUAUUUGAAUGUUUACAGAUAUCAAUACUUGGCGUAAAGUUCACCAAAAUGGAAGAUUUCUACGUAUAGUUCUAGAGAAGAUACAGUAGGAGAGGCAAUCACAGACAUGUGCAAUUUGGACAAACUGCCAUUUGUCCAUUUUCAUUUCAGAAUGGAAGUGAGAUGAUGAUUAAAUGAACUAUAAUGUAUAUACCUAUGAGAAUCUGGCAAUGAAAAGUUUUUCAGGCUCCUGAGUACAAAAUAGUCUGCCUCUAGAAUCAGUUUCGUCCUCAUUCUGCACUUACACUGACAAGGUCUGAAGGGGGCCAAGUUUGUUUCAUUUUUCACUUGUCUGUGGAGAUCGUACGUCAGCACUUCACAAUAUAGAUGUGUGUGGAUGUGUAUUUAUGCAUGGAACAAAAUGAAAUUUGUAGUAUGUCUUUUUUUUUUUAAUUGUUCCUUUUAGAUUUCUUUCACACUUAUUUGUCUUUGUCUCAGAAACUGUUACUGAUGCUUCAAUUUCUUUGCACAAUUAACCAAAGCUGAAGAGCAGAGCUGGGUUUUAGCUGGAAGUCAGAUGAUUUUUUUAAGGUAGUACAGCCCAUCAGCAGUGAGGUUCCAGUCUGGACCCCCUCUACCCCCCAAGUGUGCAGGUAGCACCAAACAUUACUCAGUGUACAAAGCAAUAAAUCCAUAGUAACAGUUCUGGUCAAAUGUCAAACAUCAUGAAUCAUCAUGAACAGUCAUUAUGUAA
Messenger RNA from Thunnus maccoyii (southern bluefin tuna), 3574 nucleotides. RefSeq names its product solute carrier family 17 member 6b (gene slc17a6b). The record is from RefSeq and is a predicted model, not a curated record. Gene Ontology annotation, molecular function: neurotransmitter transmembrane transporter activity; L-glutamate transmembrane transporter activity. NCBI's taxonomy places the organism in Eukaryota, Metazoa, Chordata, Actinopteri, Scombriformes, Scombridae. Gene Ontology annotation, cellular component: excitatory synapse; synaptic vesicle membrane. The transcript has 12 exons. Bases 1 to 1728 code for a protein of 575 amino acids. Gene Ontology annotation, biological process: transmembrane transport; monoatomic anion transport; neurotransmitter loading into synaptic vesicle.